CAGCCUUUAACAUGAGGACUAAGCCCCAAUUUCCCGGGUCUGGGGCUUCUUGCCCUUAUCCAAGAUGGCUGACUGGGCCUAGCUCUCUCUGGCGCCUUCUGCCCUUAUCCAAAAUGGGUGCCUGCCCUAGCCUAGCCUGGGGCAUUUUGCCAUCAUCCAAGAUGGCUACCAGCUCUGGGUCCCUUUGCCCUUAUCUAAGCGGCUUCCCGUACUUAGCAUGGCGGUCUGACGCCCGGGCAGCCAUCUUGGGGGAAGGCAAGAAGCCGCGGGUACUGCCGCGCCGCUGUUUCCCGUGAUGCCUCAGGAGCUCCGCUCUCCUCUCGCCUCCGUUCCCCCCGGAAGAGGGAGCUUGGCGGUGGCGGUUGUUGACAAUAUGGCGGCUGCUGGCUGCUCCGCGGGAGGAAGAGGCGGAGGGAGAGGAGCCGGCAGGAGGAGGAAGGAGUCUCAUUCAUAGGGAGCCCGGCCCGCUGUUCUCCCCCCUCCCCGCCCCGGCACCAUGUCCUUCUUCAGGCGGAAAGUGAAAGGCAAAGAACAAGAGAAGACCACAGAUGUAAAAGCAAUUAAAAUUUAUUACAGAACAAGAACUGCAGAUGUUGAGCAAAAUGGGAGCAGCUUCCUUGUUUGGCAGAGCACUCUUCAGUGAUCUGCAUCAUAUGAGCUGCAAUACCAGUACAUUCCCCUCAAAGAAGCACUAAAAAUCAUGCCUUGCUGGAGGCUGCGGGACCAAGCCAUGUGGCAAUUAAUGCCAUCUCCGCCAACAUGGACUCUUUUUCUAGCAGUCGGACAGCUGCUCUUAAGAAGCAGCCAAGUCACAUGGAGGCUGCACAUUUUGGAGACCUAGGCCGAUCGUGUCUGAAUUAUCAAGCUCAAGAGACCAAAUCAAGCCUUUCAAAGACCCUUGAACAAGUCCUGCAGGACAGUGUUGCCCUCCCUUAUUUUAUCCAGUUUAUGGCACUGCGUAGAAUGGAACAUUUGGUUAAAUUCUGGUUAGAGGCUGAAAGCUUUCACUCCACAACAUGGUCCCGCAUAAGAGCACACAGCCUGAACACAGUUAAACAGAGUUCAUUGGCAGAGCCAGUGUCUCCUUCAGUAAAACAGCGUGAAACCACAGUAUCUUCUCCAACUGGAUUUCUUGAUGAGAGGUUGGAGGAUUCCAGCACAGUCCAUCUGCUCAUGACCAAGACAGUACCUACAAACCUGAAUGAUAGAAUUGGCAAUGUUCAGAACCACUUGCUGUCAAGCCAUGAUAGCAAUAAUGCCAGGUUACUUCGUCUUGGGAAGUCUGAGGCAGGGACCCAUUCUGUUCCAGCUGAACAGCAAGACUCUUCCAAGCUUACAGUAUCAAACAGAAACAGCCCCUCCUCUGCACUAAAGGACUUGUCAGGAAAACUAAUGAAAAGUAUAGAGCGGGAUGCAGUUAAUACUUUUACCAAAUAUAUUUCUCCAGAUGCUGCUAAACCAAUACCUAUUACAGAGGCAAUGAGGAAUGACAUAGUGGCAAAGAUUUGUGGGGAGGAUGGACAGGUGGAUCCUAACUGUUUCGUUACUGCACAGUCAAUAGUGUUUAAUGCAAUGGAACAAGAGCACUUUAGUGAAUUUUUGAGAAGUCACCAUUUCUGUAAAUACCAGAUUGAGGUGCUGACCAGUGGGACUGUUUACCUGGCUGAUAUACUCUUCUGUGAAUCAGCACUGUUCUAUUUUUCUGAAUACAUGGAAAAGGAAGAUGCAGUUAAUAUAUUACAGUUCUGGUUGGCAGCAGAUAACUUCCAGUCUCAGCUUGCUGCCAAAAAGGGCCAGUAUGAUGGGCAGGAGGCACAGAAUGAUGCCAUGAUUUUAUAUGAUAGGUAUUUCUCCCUUCAAGCCACACAUCCUCUUGGGUUUGAUGACUUUGUGCGAUUAGAAAUUGAAUCCAAUAUCUGCAGGGAAGGAGGUCCGCUCCCUAACUGUUUUACUACUCCGUUACGGCAGGCCUGGACCACCAUGGAGAAGGUUUUUUUACCUGGCUUUUUGUCCAGCAACCUUUAUUACAAAUACUUGAAUGAUCUCAUCCAUUCAGUACGAGGAGAUGAAUUUGCAGGGGGGAAUAUUGCACUGACUGUUCAAGGCCCCAGUAGCUCUCCUGACAAUGAGCCUCAUACAACUGGUUCUGAUGGCUCUGCCUCACAGUCCAGUGUCAAAAAGGCUAAUGUUAAAAUCCUGAAAAAUUUUGAUGAAGCAAUAAUUGUAGAUGCUGCAAGUCUGGAUCCAGAAUCUCUAUAUCAACGAACUUAUGCAGGGAAGAUGACAUUUGGAAGAGUCAGUGACCUGGGACAGUUUAUCAGAGAGUCGGAACCGGAACCUGAUGUAAAGAAAUCAAAAGGGUCCAUGUUUUCACAAGCUAUGAAGAAAUGGGUGCAAGGAAACACAGACGAGGCCCAAGAAGAGAUGGCUUGGAGGAUAGCAAAGAUGAUAGUCAAUGAUGUUAUGCAGCAGGCACAAAAUGACCAGCCUUUGGAAAAAGUUACAAAGAAAUCUGCCCAGGGAAUCUCUUUGUCCUAUGGCAGCUUGACCCAGAUGUGCGCCUACAUCACAGCUGCAAUUCCCUUUGUCCAAGGAUCGCUUGCGAGAGCCUCUCUUCUCCAGCAGGUGGAAGCAGAGCUUCCGGGCCGAGCUGCAGCCCAGGCGCACAGAGAUGAGCUCACCACUUCCUCUCCACGUGGGCAGGGCUGCAGUAAACACAUGGCUGGGGCUGGCCAGGUCGCCACGAUGCAAGGGGACGUGAAGAGGCUGCUGAUCCUAUUCAAAGAUGAGGCUGGCGAGAUCCUGGGGUCCCCCUUUGACGUGCCUGUUGAUAUCACGCCCGAGAAGCUGCAGCUAGUCUGCAAUGCGCUGCUCCAGAAGGAGGAGCCGCUGCCCUUGGCCUUCUACGUCCAUGAUGCUGAAAUCAUCACGUCACUGGAGAAGACCCUGGUGGGGCAGGUGGUGGAGACGGAGAGAGUCCUCGACAUCAUCUACCAGCCCCAGGCUGUGUUCAAAGUGCGGGCGGUGACGCGAUGCACCAGCUCUUUGGAGGGGCACACCGAGGCUGUCAUCUCCGUAGCCUUCAGCCCCACUGGAAAGUACCUGGCGAGCGGCUCCGGUGACACCACCGUGCGCUUCUGGGACCUCAGCACAGAGACGCCACACUUCACGGCCAAAGGUCACAGGCACUGGGUCCUCAGCAUCGCCUGGUCUCCCGAUGGCAGGAAGCUCGCCUCAGGGUGCAAAAACAGUCAGAUAUUUCUCUGGGACCCAGACACAGGGAAUCAGAUUGGCAGGGUGCUCGCCGGACACUCCAAAUGGAUCACGUGGCUGUGCUGGGAACCACUCCACAUAAAUCCUGAAUGCCGCUACUUGGCCAGCGCCUCCAAGGACUGCAGCAUCCGCAUCUGGGACACCGCCACGGGCCGGUGCGAUAAGAUCCUCACCGGGCACACACAGUCGGUCACGUGCGUGAAGUGGGGUGGAGACGGCCUGCUCUUCUCCUCCUCCCAGGACAGAACCAUCAAGGUCUGGAGAGGCCAGGAUGGAAUUCUCUGCCGCACCCUGCAGGGCCACGGGCACUGGGUGAACACCAUGGCUCUGAGCACCGACUACGUUCUCCGCACAGGGGCCUUUGAACCCGCCGAAGCCUCUGUCAACCCACAAGACAUGAGCGGCACCCUGGCAGAACUUAAAGAGAAGGCGCAGCACAGGUACGACCAAGUCAGGGGGCAGGGACCGGAAAGGCUAGUGUCUGGAUCGGAUGACUUCACGCUGUUCCUGUGGGCCCCAGCAGAGGACAAGAAGGCGCUGGAGAGAAUGACUGGCCACCAGGCAUUGAUCAACCAAGUGCUCUUCUCCCCAGACACGCGGAUAAUAGCCAGUGCUUCCUUUGACAAGUCCAUCAAACUCUGGGAUGGCAGGACAGGAAAAUACCUCACCUCCCUGAGAGGGCACGUCUCUGCGGUUUACCAGAUCGCCUGGUCUGCGGACAGCCGCCUCCUGGUGAGUGGGAGCAGUGACAGCACGCUGAAGGUGUGGGACGCCAAGACGAGGAAGCUGGCCAUUGAUCUCCCUGGCCAUGCAGACGAGGUGUUUGCGGUGGAUUGGAGCCCAGACGGACAGCGAGUAGCCAGCGGAGGGAAAGAUAAGUGUUUAAGGAUAUGGAGACGAUAGGAGCAGUGAAGAGAACCUGCCGGUUCUAACUGGCCCUGUCAGUAUGGCCGGGCCUGGCAGCUAACCCACUCAGCAUGGACUGUGGUGUUCUGCCUCUUACGCACCGUACUAGCUCUCCCUAAUUAAUUUCUGUGACGGGAGAUUAAUUCAGAUUUAAUGCGAACCAAAGAACUUGCCCUUCUGCAUCCAGAUGACUUUGUCUGCAACCAUCAGUACGCCCAGACCUCUGCUAGCUCCGAUUCAGCCUGGUUUCUGUUGAAACUACUGCAGCCUGUUCUCUCUGGAGGGGAGAGUGAAGAGAGGGUGGGGUCUGGUCAUGCUGUUUCCUUUCCUCGCAAAUGGAGCCUGCAGGGGCUAAAGCUUUUAGUGGGGACGGAAAAGUACGUCCUUCCCUGACCCCCGGAGAGAGAAUGGGGAAAACCAUCACACUGUUACCUUGCAAAAUUCUACUCGCCCGGUUUGCCUGGGGCAAAGAACUGUUUAACGGGUAAGUAAGAGAGCCUUGGCCGUCUUCAUUAUUAGGGUGAGGGGAGCAAGGUGGCUUUGCCCCUGGGCUGGGAAACUCUCCCCUUACGUAUCGUUCACUCUGUUGGCAAUAGCCCAACCCGCCUUAGUCUAAGGAGCCCCCUUCUGCUUGGCUGUUUGUUCUGAACCAAGGCAGGAAGGAGCAGGCGUGAAAUGAAAACUGGUGCAGACACUGUGUGGAGUUUCCAGAUCUCAGUUGUUCUCUGAAUUGCGGAGAAGUGGGCAUACGUGCCUGAGUGAAUCUGUGACCCCUCCCUGUUCCAUACACGUUGCCUAGCUCGGGUGCACUUGCACUGGGAAGGACGGCAUAUGAGGCUGCUCUUGUGUCUCUUGCAUCCUGUUGGGGGUUGUCUGUAGGGUUGAGAUUGUUUCUAAAGGCUGCUCCUGUGCCUUUGAAGGCAAUGACAAAACUCCCCUUGACUUCUGUGGGGCAGAAUUGGCCCCUUACUGAGUUUAUCUAGUGCCUUUCCUCUGUCAGAUGGGUGCAGGGAGCUGUGUCACAUGUCGUAUUUCAAAAUCCAGUGUGUUAAUAUUUGUUAAGUUGUUCCUAGCCAAUGUGGAGCGGGUUUUAAGUUAAUGCAGCCCAACACUCUGGGAAGCAGGUCAACCUGGAUUUAACUUUCACUUCCAAUGAGGUUUGAGAAGAGUGCAAGUCCGAAUAUGAUUAAUAAGGAACAGACAGAAUAAUGUCGAGUUCUCUGUCACAAUUGCAAUAAAUUUACAUUAAAGACCAAAGCACUCGCUCUCUCUCUGGCGCGCCUUUGUUGUGGUUUGUGCUGGAUGUUCAGCAAACCGUUGUUUGGGUUUGUUUGUUUUUUUUUCUCAAUCGCUGUAGUAAACUUUAGAGUUGUUCCUGGCAAGGGGAUUGGUGUGCAAGCCUAACACGGUGUGGAGAAUGCCAACAACGGGCUCGGAAAGGAAGAGGAAGACAGUCCAGCGAUUAGGGCUGUAGCCUCAGACUUGGGAGACAUGAGUUCAAAUCCCUGAUCUGCCACAGGCUUUCCCUCUGACGUUGGGCAAGUCAUUUAGGGCUUGUCUACACUGCUACUUACAGCGCUG
Messenger RNA from Mauremys reevesii (Reeves's turtle), 5760 nucleotides. It is a transcript of the gene AKAP10, whose product is annotated as A-kinase anchoring protein 10. The record is from RefSeq and is a predicted model, not a curated record. Gene Ontology annotation, cellular component: plasma membrane. Bases 760 to 4176 code for a protein of 1138 amino acids. NCBI's taxonomy places the organism in Eukaryota, Metazoa, Chordata, Testudines, Geoemydidae. The transcript is spliced from 28 exons. Gene Ontology annotation, molecular function: protein kinase A binding. Gene Ontology annotation, biological process: intracellular protein localization.